Messenger RNA from Angiostrongylus costaricensis, 207 nucleotides. The record is from the annotation of a GenBank genome assembly. Lineage: Eukaryota; Metazoa; Nematoda; Chromadorea; Rhabditida; Metastrongylidae.
AUGCCGUCCAAUUCGCGCAAGGGUAACACGUGGGCUCUCGGAAAGGGUAAUCGCGGGUUCGAAUCUGAACUGUGUUUCCUGUUUUUCAAAUAUUUCAGCAUCAUAAUGGUCGUAUUUCACAUCGUACCCGAGUCAAUUUAUGAGGAGGAUCAAGUCCUCAAGCAGCAGUUGAAUCUACAUGCGACAUUCGAACACCUUCGUGGAUGA